Molecule: messenger RNA, 2113 nt
Organism: Melampsora larici-populina 98AG31
Lineage: Eukaryota; Fungi; Basidiomycota; Pucciniomycetes; Pucciniales; Melampsoraceae
Exons: 7
Coding region: 268-1803 (511 amino acids)
Biological process (GO): glucose 6-phosphate metabolic process; glycolytic process; intracellular glucose homeostasis
Cellular component (GO): mitochondrion; cytosol
Molecular function (GO): mannokinase activity; D-glucose binding; ATP binding
Source: RefSeq, a predicted model, not a curated record
AUUGUUUUGAUUUGAUUGAGCAGUAAAAGAAAGCAGUAGAAAGUAGAAUGUAUGUACUAAAAGGAUGAAUCAAUCAACUUCACAUCGUUUCUCAUAUUCAAUCUAAGCUUUCGGUCAUCACUAACCACUACCACUACCACUCUAUCAAUUACACCAAUCCAAUCACUUGCAAGUUUUAGAUUUCAUCCUCUCUCUCUCUCUAUCUCUCUUUAUCAGCUUAUCUUUACAUGCUUUCAACCUUCAAACCAACAUUCAAGCCAAAACAACAUGGCCGAAUCAACUCAGCCAAUCAACUCUACCACUUCCACCACUGCCACUACUAUCAACAACCAACUUAAUGAUUCUCGACCUUCUCCUUCUUAUCUAACUCAAAUCCCUACCGAUUUAUAUGAGAAACUAUCAUCGGCUCAGAAAUCUGCUCUUCGUAAUCUAGAAUGGGAGUUUGAUGUUUCCAAAUCCAAAUUAUCAGCGGUGGUCGAUCAUUUUUUGGAGGAAUUCACUCGAGGUCUUGGUCAAGUCCCUUCUUUAACUGAUACUCACAAUCACAAUUUUCUACCUAUGAUUCCGACCUUCAUUCACGAUGUUCCCACUGGAGACGAACAAGGUAUCUUUCUCGCAUUGGAUUUGGGUGGCACAAACUUGAGGGUAUGUGAGGUGAAUUUGAACGGAGAUAAGACCUUUUCAAUCAAGUCCAAUAAAUACAAGUUAUCAGAUGAAGUCAAAACAGGAACAGCCGCCGAACUUUUCGGUUUUAUUGCCGAUUGCGUUGAGAAAUUCUUGGUGGAACUAGGUCAUGAUCUGUCUUCAGAUGAAAGACUUCAUCUUGGUUUCACCUUUAGUUUUCCGGCUCAUCAAACUGCAUUAGAUAAAGGAAAACUGAUUGCUUGGACAAAGGGUUUCAAAGCGUCGGGUGCUGUCGGUAAUGAUGUGGUCAAGCUACUUCAGGAUGCAUUAGAUAGUAGAGGUUUACAGGUUCAUUGUAAUGCCCUGGUGAACGACACAACUGGUACAUUGAUGGCAAGAGCCUAUCAGUCUGGUAGUGCAAUAGUAGGCGCAAUUUUUGGAACCGGUACCAAUGGCGCUUACGUAGAAAAUCUCGACAAAGUUGACAAGUUGACGAGUAAAUCACAAAAAUUCAAUCACAUGAUCAUCAACACUGAAUGGGGAGCAUUCGAUAACGAGCGCAAAGUUCUUCCCGUUACCAAGUAUGAUAACAAACUCGAUCGACAGUCGAUGAAUCCGAGGAAGCAAGCUUUCGAAAAGAUGAUCUCAGGAAUGUAUCUCGGUGAAUUGACCAGGAACAUCAUCCUUGAUUUCCUCGACAAUUUGAUCAUCUUCAAAGGUCUAUCCAGUCGCGAUCUCAACACACAUUACGGGAUAGACACUGCUCUUAUGAGCGCUAUAGAGCUUGGUCGCGACAAUAGCUCAAAUGAUAUGUGGCUAAAGGCAACAAAGAAGAUCAUCACCACCUCUUUUGAAGUUCAAGCUUCUGAUGCUGAUUGUGUGAUGAUCCAACGUAUAUGUGAAAUAGUAGCGACUCGUGCUGCUAGGCUUUCGGCUACGGCCAUUGCUACUAUCAUCAGGCAAACGGACCCAAAGGGAACGCUAGCGAUUGGGGUGGAUGGUAGUGUGAUUGAACAUUAUCCCAAAUUUCAACAAAGGAUGAUGGGAGCCUUAACAGACUUGUUUGAUAAGUCUGUCUGUGAUAGAUUGGUGAUUGGGUUAGCUAAAGAUGGAUCUGGAGUAGGAGCUGCGCUCUGUGCAUUACAAGCCAAGAAACAAGCCGAAAGUCUCUCAUCAUGAAAGAUAAAUCAAAAUUCCAUGCAUUUCUUUCUUCCAGAAAAUGUUUAUCCCGACGCAAAACGAACAAAAAAAUCCAUAUUUUUAACCAAUUCAACUUGUAUGUUUCUUACCUGAGUGAUAUAUUGUCUGCCUUAUUAGAUAUAAUCAAAGAACUUGAUCAUACGCAUCCAACCAUCCGUUCUCUGUUUUAGUACCAUUUGUGAUCUCUCGUUUUUGAUGUAUGAAUUCAUUUAUUUGAGAUUGGCACAUAUAUCAUCAACAUACCUUGAAUUGUAAAACGAACGACUCGAAGUGACUGGCUCUUUCAAAA